Mytilus californianus (California mussel) is the source of this 10141-nucleotide messenger RNA. RefSeq lists its product as uncharacterized. The coding region runs from base 248 to 1834 and encodes 528 amino acids. NCBI's taxonomy places the organism in Eukaryota, Metazoa, Mollusca, Bivalvia, Mytilida, Mytilidae. The transcript is spliced from 10 exons. The record is from RefSeq and is a predicted model, not a curated record. Gene Ontology annotation, biological process: protein deubiquitination. Gene Ontology annotation, molecular function: cysteine-type deubiquitinase activity.
AAUAAAUAAACCUCUUCUUGUUAAAAAUAUAAAGGUUUCAAAACAAAAGUAUACUAAAUUAUAUGGAUCUGAGGUUGAAUUAAAAGUAAAGAUACCUGAGGACGGUGGACCUGUUUUUUGGCUAUUCAAUGACGAUUUGUUAAACACUUCUAAUUCUACGAAAUACAGAUCAGUCAGUGCAUCCCAACCUUCAUUAAAAAUAAAUGAUCUACAUGAUGCAGAUAUUGGUACUUAUGUAUGUAAAGUUAUGUAUGAACCUGAAAAUGAAAAUGAAGAGGAGGACUCAGUAUUAAGUCCAACAAUAGAAGUUGAACUUAAAGAGCCAGGAUUUUGUUUAGAACUUUCAAGGUUAGAAGUAAAUUUUGGAGUUGAGGCUUCGAUUCACUGUAAUAUAUCCAAUUGUCCAGAGAAAUGUGAAUUUUACUGGGAAAAAAUUAAUGGAAAAAAUGAAAUAAAUGAAUUACCAACCAGUUAUAGAGCAGAGGACAAAUAUUACUGUGAAUCCACAAAGGAUUUUUCAACUUUGACUAUUAAAAAUAUGGAUAAAGAUGAUGUGGCUUUUUAUCGUUGUUGUAUAAAAUCCUGUUCGUCAGAAAAUGAAUUUAGAUUCAAAAGUCAUAGAAAAAAGGUUUAUAUACUAAAUGAACCAGAUGUUGAGAUGAAAAUCCAUUCAAUAGAUGUUUAUAUUGGUGGUAAAGUUUCUAUUGGUUGUGUUAUAUCACAUAGCCCAAGAGACUUUGAAGUGUUCUGGGAGAAAAUAGAUAUAGAUGAUGACAAAAAGUCUUAUUUGAUAGAAAUUAAUGACCAGACAAAGGAGAAGUAUGAAAAGUUCACUAUGAAAUAUCCACAUUUAACAAUUAAAAAUGCACAGAAGUCUGAUGAUGCCUUCUAUUGCUGUGGUAUAAAAUACUUGUCUUCUUCUGGCGACCUUGUUGUUAAGAGUGAAUGGACACGUCUUCAUGUUCUUGAAGAAAAGAAAACUGGGGAAACUAAAAUAGAAAAGCAGUUCAAUAUUCAUGCGAAUAAAAUAGUACAUCUCAACACGGGUGUUGGCGAAGUUCAUAUGAAUACAGACGAAACAAAAGAAUCAUCAAAUUCUAACCAGAGCAGCAGUUCAUCUGGCUCCUCUGAUUCAAAUGCUGAUGACAAAAUGGGCGACACGUCUUCUACUGCAAGUGAAAGCAAGCCAACUACAACUGAUAAUUCAAGGGAUACUGCUCCAAAGAAUGGUCAGACGUCUAGUGAUAUAGAUAUCAAUCUUCAGGAAAAACCUCAGUUGAAGAUUGUACCUCCAAAGGAAGAUUUUAGUUUUAGUGAAAUGGAGCGAAUAGCUGUUUUAAAAGGAUUUGUUGUUAAGAAUGUAUGUGCAGAUGGGAAUUGUAUGUUCCACGCAAUUUCACAUUACAUUGGAGAUCAGAUUAGUACACGCCCACUUAUAGCAGAAGAAAAAGCAAAAGAACUCAGAAGGAAAAUUGUUCAGUACUUAGAGAAAAAUGACACAGCGCCACAAGGAGACAAAUAUUCAUCCUUUUUAGAGGAUGAAAUAAAUGAUCAAAAAGGGGACAAAUGGUCAAAAUAUUUAAAUUCUAUGAAACAACAAGGAACAUAUGGGGAUGAAAUUAUUUUGAGGGCCAUUAGCCAUCAUUUCAGUGUUCAAAUUUUAGUGUUGUCUACUGAAUCCCCAAAAAGAUUUUUAAAUUAUGAUCCAGCUCAACCAAAUGAACAAACAAAAACUAUUCACCUUGGUUUCAUGCAUGAAAAUCGUCACUACGUCAGACUUGAAAAAAAGGAAAGAAUGGAUCAACAAUCCUCAACCAGUGAAUCAACAGUUUGACAGCAAAUAACCUUAUAGAAACGAAAAUUCAGGGUACAAGGAUUAAUUAAGUGCUAGUUUGUUAUGGGGAAUGUGUUCUGCCAAAGAUUACAGAUCUCAAGUGUGUUUGUUUAGUUGUUUCAUUAGAUAUCCUAUCAGUAGAAUAAACAACAGAAUUGCCCUCUAUGCAAUAUUUUGAUUGAUGGAAUGUGAAAAUGUUUGUGUUUUUUUUUAUGUGUUCAUUCUGAGGAUUAAACUUUUCACUUAAAUUAGAAUGGACAACAAAAUUGUCCAAUGUGCAAGAUCUUCAUUGAAGGAAUGCGAAAUGUUAUGUGCAUUUUUCAUCUGAUUUAAUUGUUCAUUCUGCAGAUUUAAUUUUUAACUUAAAUAUGGGUACACAUUCACAUGAUGCAAUUUUAUAUUUGAUCCAUCAACUGUAGCACUCAGGUAAAAGAAAUUUCUAAUUUGGAAAUAUUUAGGUUUUGUGUUAUUCUAACGAAAUACCUCAAGGCUUCUGUGCUUUUGGUAUAUAUAUUUGUUUUGCAUGUACUGGUAGCACAUCUGAAGAACACCAAAUGAAAAAUGAAUUCAUGUGAAUGUAGUUACUUGUAAAUAUUUUGUGAACUAUUGUUUAAGAAAUAGUUAUUAAAAUGUAAAGAUGCUGCCUUAUAAAUACACAUAUCAUGCUUUAGUACAUCAUUUGUACAGUGUAUUUGUAUAUAUUAUUUAGAUUAGUAUUUUAUAAAAUGUAAAUUAUUGCUAUUUUGUUUAAAAUUUUCUUUUGAUCUGUCUAUAUGAUAAUUUUCCAUCGCAAACUUCUCAAGUGAUAUGAGUUUCUCUAAGUUGAGUAAAAAGAGAUUGGAUGAUGUCAUGAGCCAAUGUCAUUGACGUUGCCUAGGAAAAUAGCUAUUUACAGAUUAUGGCAUUGUCAGUUUGUCUUCAACUUAUGAGUUUGAAUAAUCCUUUGGUAUCUCCCCCUUUCUUAAUCAAUGAUCUUUUAAAAAGAGGAUAUUUCUCUGCCUUAUAUGUUAUAUACUAUUACUGUUACCAUCUAUUUUUCAAUGGACAAUCAAUAAUUAUAUAACUAGAAAUAAUUUGAAAAAUCUUUCAGAACAAAUUACUAAUUUUGACUUUCAGACAGAUGACUUUUGUGAACUCUGUCAAAUAGAUUCAUCAAUUAUCUUUUACAUUUUUCACUACAUUAUAUCUAAGCCCUAUUUUUUUUUCAAUAGCCUUAUUUAUAAAUUAUAAAGAAUGUUAUGGAUUAUAUUAUUAUUGGUGCAUUUGUAGUGCUCAGCAGUUCUUUUUAAACAAAAAAAUCUUAUGAUAAAAUGUACAACACAUAUUUUUAAAUAUUGUUUUUGUGGAGAAUAAACUUGAUAUUUUAUUAUAAGAUUUUUGUGUGAAAAAGGCAACAUAUCCAGAUAUCUUGAUUGCUCAUAUUGGUAAAAUAUAAUAAUAAUAUUAAGUUUAUCUAUGUUAUGUACAGUAGAGAGAAAUAUUUAUACAGAUUCAUGUGCCAAUAUAGAAGUCUAUGCAAAAAAAAAUCCAGUUUGUAAUUGUGCAAACACACAAUUAUAAGGACACAUUUUUGAUGUAGAAAAAAAUAGGUGUAAAAGAUAUUGUUGUUUAAUAUCCCCACCUCAAAUGGAGAAAAUUCAGUCAUUUUGGACUAUUGCUUCAUUAUGACUAGAGUUAACUAAAUAUUACUUAGUCUUUACUGUGAUAUAGUUAUUUUAUCAGUAUUGUAUAUAAUAUAUUUUUGUAUUUCCUUAUAGUAUAUAUGUAACAGUACCAAGGAUCCGGAAAUUUUUCCAGACAAUUUCGGUCAUUUUGAGAUGUUUGAAAAGUUGAUGCCCCUUUUCAAAUUGUCGAUAUCAACUUGACUAUAUUCAUAGCAUCAACGAACAUGACGAACUUGUAUUGCUGUUUCACCGCAUUUACUAAGUAAAUGUCUUACCAUUACCAUGAAGGACAGUUUAGGGAAGGCAACAGUCUAAAAUUGAAAUGAUUUUAAUGACUCAAAAUGGUUAAUUUCUCAGACAUUGCUUACGUUUCUUUUGAUUUGACAAAAGUUAAAACCGGAAGUUUGCGAUAUUUUAAAGUAUGAAUAAUUCCGGAUUCAUUUCCGGGAUUUGUUUUGUUUAUCAAAUUGACAGGAAAUCACCGGCUUUUUUUAUUUUAUUACCUUUAAAAGUGUUUGAAUAUAACAGAUAAUAGUUGCACUCGUUUAAUUUAGAAUGAGAUCAAUUUGCAUUUUACGAUUAAAUAUUUUGGCUGAAGACAAUUUCACGCAUGCGUAUUACACAGUAAAUAAAGCGCAUGUGUUAAUACUCAUGAAAUAGUACUUUUUUCUACGUAUUAAAAUUUGGAUUUAAUAUUUAAAUCAGAAUUGAUGACUGUCUUUGAUGAAAAGUAAAUAAAUAAUGAAUACACUUGUCAGGGAACUUUAAUGUUUUAAAGAUAUUAUUCUGAGCUUGUGAUCACUGUCAGGUGUGAAUAUUAAAACCACAGGUAAAAAGUGAUUAGCGAUCAUUAGCCAAUGUUUCCCGGAGGCAUUGAUAUAGAUAUUAAGAGGGCCCUCAGGAUUAUCAAACUACUGUAGUGGCAGUUUUAUUACAGGAAAAGGAUUAUAAACAAAAACAAGUGAUCAGAAAUCCAAAAUGGCGAUUAAGAAAUCCGAUUUCAAACAUUGAGUCAAUGAAUUGACUGAAAUUACUUCUGUAAAAAAAUAAAAUUUGUCCUAAAUCCCAAUUACUCGUUUAGGACAAAUAGUUUCAUCUUAGGACAUGACUGGCAAAUAUGACCGUUUCCGGACCCUUGAACAGUACUGUCAGAUGUCCCACCAAGUCAGUGGUAUUUACUUUUUCAGUAUAAAAUUUACAAUUAAUAGAUUACUGUUUUUUUUUUCCAUUUACAAACAACAAAAGAUGUUGGUACAAAGUACCAUUGUUUUUUUUUCAUGUAAGCAAGUGUGGACACAGAUCAGUGUGGAUAGUAAUUGUUUUACUUCAUGUAAAUAAUUUGAUGUAUCCAGAUAAGUAAAGCUGGAUUUUAGUUAGAAUUUUAAAAACACUGUCCUUUAGACAAAAAGGUGUAGAAUAUAGAAAGUGUGUCUCUCUUUUGGGUUUAACAUUGUUUUUUAAUUUUAAUUUUCAAUAUGGCAUUCUCAGUACGGACUAAAUUUCUUUAAAUAAGAAAACUUUAAAAAUUAAAAUCAUUAUAAAUAUAAUUUGAAAAAUAAGUUUAAAUUUGAAAUGCUAAGAGAAUUAAAUACUAGUAAAUAAAUUAAUUCAGAGGAAAAAAGAUAGCUAGAAUGAAAUAAUAUAUAUAAAUAAAUAAAAAUAUUAAAAUAAUAAAACAAUAGAAAUAAGAAAAGUAAAGUAAAAAAAGAAAGUGUUUCAGAUGAUCAGAUAAUUACAAAUACAUAAAGAUACAUUAUUGUUUAAAGAAUGUUUUUGCAAAUGACUACUUACUUUCAAUAAUUUAGACAUCGAAUUUGAAGUUUCCGUCCAGAGCUAUUAGUUGCUUUUCUAACUGUGCAUUGUAAAUUCAAAUAUGCUUUUUAGAAUGUUUUAGUAAACUUUCUUAAUAGCCCUGGAGUAAAGUUAUUUGUUUUUCUAUUGUUGAAAAGCUGAAAAUGCUCAAUUUUUUAAUGGUCAUUCCUAGAAUUUCACCAUUGUGGAAUAAUAUAUAUAUAUAUUAUUAAAGAUGAAUAAAUGCAGUACUGCAGAAAAUAUAAUUUUCUUGAAAAUGUCUAAGUUUGAUUGUUUAAAAUAAACAUAAAAUAUAAUUGUGUGACAGAAGAGGUGUACAUGACCAUGUUAUAUAAGAUUGAUAAAACUUCAAAUACGAACAAUUUUAGUAUUUUGUAUAAGAAUUAUGAUAAAAGUUGAGUUUAAGAUUUUUGUUUGUAAUUCAGAAAUUAAUGCUAGGUUUUUAUUAAUGUGAAUAAUGUGACUCAGUGAGUAUUGCAAUAAUAAGAACUUGCUGUCUGAUAUCUGAUAUGAAAUAUAGAGACAUUCAAAUAUGCAACAAUAUUUGAGGAAACUUUAUAAAAAAAAAUGUAUUCAUAAGGAUAUUUAAUAGAAUCAUUUUAAAAGAACUUCAGAAAAAUAUUUAUAAAAAUAUUUUUUUUAAUGAAAAACUUUGACAUAACCUUCAGCUGUUUGAAUUUACUCAACCCUAUCUAAGAACAGCCCUCUUUUAAAUACCUAUAACGUAUUAUAAAAAUUUAGGGAGUCAAACUGCAUAAUAUUGCUAGAAAAGUCCCAUACUCCAUCACCCAUUUAGUAUUAUUUAAAUUUUCCCCUUUUCAUGAUUUUGUCACAUAUCAUAAUUCUUCCUAAGUUCAAUAGUCAGAUUAUAUAGGAACAAUUAGUUCUGCUUCAUUUGGCCUGUGACUAAUACAUUGAAUUUAUCUAUUACCAGAUUUGGACAAAUUUUAAAACAAAUUUGAUUAAGACAUGAUUUCAUUGUCUGGAACAGUUUUUCAAAUAAAUAUAGGAUAUGUUCAAAAGUAAAAAGUCAUUUAUUUUAUAGAUUAAACCUUAUUGUAUGAUAAGAAUUAUACUUUAAUCAAAACAAUAUAAUACUUUUCGUAAUUUCAAAAGUAAAGAGGAAACCAAAGGCCAUUUCAUUAGGGAACAACCAUUUAACUUCAAGGAGGGGGUUAUGGUUUUUUCCUAAAAAUAUAUUCUGAUCCUCAAUUUGAUGAAAAAAAAUAUUGGGGUCAAGCAGAUGACAAAAAGUAAUUAUCCUGAAUCCAGAUUUUCCCCAUACCUUAUACUGUUAAAUUUUGAAAAAAAUAAUUUGAUUGAUAGCGUUGAAAAACUAAAAAAAUGUUCGCCCUUUGCGUGAACAAAAUAUUCUGACUGGGACAAAAUCCAUACCCCCUUUGAAGUUAAAUGGUUGCUCCAUUAAUACACCAAAUUUUUUUGCCAGUGGAGGAAUGUUUUACCUUGUAUUUUUUUAUGUCACAAGAGAUAAUAUUUCAUGUACGCGUUGGAAGUUCAUCCAAAUAAGUCAUUAGUUUUAAAGUCUUGAGUACAAUCUAGGGAGUGACAGGAUAAAUUCCUAAAGUGCAAUUUAAAAGGAAAUAAAUGCAUAAUAUGAAUGUCAGAUUUAUAUAUUCAAAUGUAAAAGUUUUAGAAAAAGAGCAUAAAUAUAUCAAUAAGGCGAUAUUGACUUUCAUAACGAUAUAUAUAUAUAUGACAUAUGAUAUUAUUGAAAACAAUCCCAAGAUUUAACAAUUAGUCUCGUAAUUCUUUGUUGCCUGCAUUUCUAAAAAACAUACAUGUAAAUUGUAUAUCUAAUAAUAAUUUGUUUAGAAGGGCAUUUUAAUUUAUUUUUAUCCUUUCAUCAUGAACAUAUAUUAUUACAAUUUGAUAAGCUAUUAUUUUUAUAAAUUAUACUAUUAUUUUUUAUGAAGUUUGAUUCUGAAAAAAGGGAAAAGCAGAAUUUGAAAAAGAACAGGUUGCAAUCAAUUAUGUGUUCUUGUAUAUCUUUUAAGUAUGAAAUUAAGAUGUAAACAUAUAUAUGCAAUACUUAAAGUAAGUGAAGCUGGAUUCUAGAUGUAAGGUUGAUUAAUUAAUUGAUUGUUGGCAUUUUAUUUUCCUCUUAAUAAUUGCUACUGUACAAUAUGCAAACAACAAUCUAUCAUUCAUAAUAUAAGACAUUGAUAAUAAUAGAAGAUGUAGAAGUAAUUUAGAUUUAUAAUUCUUAUCAUGUUUAGAAAUACAUUUAUGAAGACUUUUAUUUAAUAAAUUGAAAGUAAAAGGACAUUAAUAAUGACAGGGCAUAUAAUUAUAUAUUUUAUUCCCCAUAAAGAUACCAUUUAAAUUGGUAAUUGCAGUCUUCCAGAUGCAUAAGAAAUACUUGCCUAUUGCUAUAGUUUUUGUAUUUUUAUAUUAUGAAAUAAUUUCAUGCUUAAAAUACUAAAGCCACAUUUUUAUCUUUUGUUAAAUUUGAUCAGCUGAGUAAGUAAAAAUUAUUUUGGAUUGACUUUGAAAAGAUCCAACUCAAUAUUUUCUAUAUGCAACACUUAAUAUAGAAAAAUGAGCUCAGGUUCAUAAAUUCAUUACCUGCUUCUUUCAUUAAAAAAAAGAUAAAAGGCCAAGUCCAUGUUUUUUUCAUGGGAUUAUUUGAAAAUCUGUGUGUCUCAAAAAUAUGUCUCAAAUAUAAAACAAAAAGUGCUCAAUUCCAUUAUGUACUGAAGAUUUCCUGAAGAUUCCAAUGAAAUCCAGUCAUAGAAACAAAGUGGGAAUGGAAGAGCAAAUGAACAAAUGGAUUGGAGAAUGAACAUACUAUUCACUAUAAUUCCCAUUUUUACUUAGAUAUAUGUCAACAGAUAUUUAUUCUGCUGAAAUUACUUUGGAUCAAUAAAUAAGAAAAUUGAUAGUGGAAUAACAUAUAACUUUUACAGAAGUUUAUUUAUCUAUCAACUCUUCAUAUCCAAGACAAGACAAGUCAGUGUCUGAAUUUUAGUAAAACUUUCAGAGAAUUAUUUGCACUUCAUAUUAAGCAUUUUGAAACUGCUAUUUGAUUUUCUACCUUAUCUGAUAUACUCCAAUGAAAACAUGGACUUUGUAAGAAAUACAAAAGGAAAAUGGCAUGUUGUAGCACUAACUGUAUUUCAUAUAAAGUUUUUCAUAAAUCUUCUGUAACUAAUGUCAUUAUGGACCUCUUAUUUAAUUUUUUCGGUUUGAGUGAUUGUUUGGAUUUCCAAAAGCAAUUUUUUAGCAUUUCUGCACUAAUGAUUGGAACAGGAUAAUGAUUUUGUGAGCUCCUCUUUAAGUUUUUCACAUUUGGUUAAGAAAUUAAGUGCUGCAGUUAUUUUGACGUCACAUAGCAGGCAAAAUUGACAACAAAUAUUAGCAAUUUCAUAAUGACAUUAAGUUCACUUAUGUACAAACGUACAAACAUUAUCAGCAUAAUAUGAAAAAAGACAAAGAAAUUUGAAAAUUACAAGCUCAAUAGCUUUAGUGUUUUUUUUUUAUUAUUAUAGUUUUUGGUCUUUCAUGUUUUGGCAAUUAUAUUGUAAUCAGGUUCAGAAUUGUUUUGAUUCUUUUUUAAUUGUAUAUGAUUUUGUUUAUUUAUAAUUCCUUAUUUAAUUGUAAUCUUCAACCUGUUUAGUUCAUGUAUAUUAUUAGAAUUACAACCAUCAUGGAUUUUUGGUUAAAUGGUUGUGAAUAUUUUUAUUGAUGGCUCAACUGUUGUUAGCAACAUUACAUUACCAGUAUAAACAUUAUCGAUAUCAGUUUCUAAGUAGUCUAUAUUCCUUCUAUUCUAUAGUUUGGAUCAGAGAAACCUAUCAGUGUUAUAUGUUUUUGUGAUGCCAAAGACUGAUGUAUUUAUGUUUCAAAUAAAUUUCCAGAAAAGAAAAAAAUAAGAAAAGGAAUUUUUAAUUCUGUUUAAAUUUUUUGUGGCAUUAUUAUUUGUUUACAAGUACAGCUGAAAGAGAUUCCAAAAGAAAAAGGGGUAUGAUAAGAACAAUUUCUUGGACCCUUUAAAAACCAAUUUUAGAUUUAACAAAAUCCCUCAGAUAUUUAUUUAUGAUAAUUUUUUAAAAGUCUGAUAUAUAUUUGCUUUAGGCAUUAUUUCUGCCAUUUCACAGUCCAAAUAAAGGCUCUUGUCACACCUAAUCCUAUAUUAUAUUUCUCAAGCAUGAAAAAAACCUUUUGUAGAAUUGAGUUAUCUAUAUGUUCAAGAUGCAAUCUAGUCUUGUUAAUUUGGUCAUUAUAGUUUGUACAUAUCAUUAUCAUGAGCCAACAAGAAUAAAAUAAAUUCCAUAAGGUUUUUUUUUUUUUUAGAAUUGUAUUAAAUCGAUUCAUAUUAAUUAAUAAAUUCUAUUUUUCAUUAAGUAACUUUUCUUUAAGGCUAAACUGAACAUGUUUGUAAUAUCUAUGCAUCAUUUCCACAGAUCACAUAAUUUUUGUACCAUGACAUGUUUAGCUGUUUACACAUUGAAACAGUUUUUUUUCAAAUUAUGGCAUUGAUAAAAGUUUUGAAAAGAUUGAUGACCAUGUUAUCAAAUUGACUAUGUGAGCACCACUAAAAAAAAUAAAGCAUAUGGGUAUUUGAUAAAACAUGUGAAAUAAUGACGAUUAUAGAUACCAGGUUCAGUGACUAUCGUGAAAUGAAAGUAAAUUCACUAAAUAAAUGUAUCAAUGAUGUGAAAAAAUUUUGUUCUGUUGUUGCCUUUAUGUAAACAUGUUUAUUUUAUUAUUACCGUACCAUAUAGGAAACUGGAAUGUUCUAUAAAACAUGUAUUUUCCUAAUGAAAAAUAAUAUAAUUCCAGCCAUUAUUUCAAUAAAAUUGAUUUCUUA